AAUAACCGUAGCUAAAAUAACCGCGGACAAAAUAGCCUUAGAUAAAAUAAGCAUGUAUAAAAUAUCCGCUACAUUUCAUUCGAUGUGUGUGUGGGAUUUUUAUACAUGAUUAUUUUAUCCGCGGUUAUUUUGUCCGAGGAGGAAAGUUCGUCGUGACCGCGUCGUGAUACGAUAUAGAAUAGUGCAGAAAAAAACCUAGUAAAAGCGCGCGCUUUUGUCGAAACCGUCGAAACGAACGUGAGCACACAAUUUCAGUUGUGAAAGGGUGCGUUCGAUUUGAGCGGUUACAGUACACGAUGAUUCCAGUGGUGCUAAGGGACGUUUGGGUCGUUAAAGUGAACAACGCACUAUGCACACUGGCUGGAUGAGCUAACGCUUUCACAAAUCACAAAACUGAAAUCGUGUCAUGUACUCAUAUGCACGUACAUUUUGCCAAAAAGUGCGUCAAUGUACCAGAAUGUACUACUUGUCCUGAGAUUACACCGAGCCCACCGAGUCUCUUGAUAUAUACUAACAAAAACGCUGCGCAAAUUUUCUCAAUUUGUACCGUUCAUAUGAAUGAAUAAUGUAAUAAUAAUAAUAAUAAUGGGUUCGUCGAGAUUUGACAUUUGCGCUGCAAACGCUACCAUUAUUGCCACUUAAUAGUAUUAUUAUGUAUUUUGCAUUUUAAUUAAACUAUAAAUAAUCGCGACUCCCUGAGAUAUAAAAUAUAUUGAGUGAAGAUGGCGUGGUGUAGCGGGAACAAGGCGUAAUUCAAUAUGAUUCGCGUCUUUCUGUCUGUUCUAUCGUCAUACGCAGCAGUUUACAAUGUGUCAAUACGUUGAUCAACAAUAAUUCAUAGUUUUUAACAUUUGACACCGAUGAUAAUACUCUUAUUACAAUAAUCGUGAAAAAAUUGGUGCAGCAGGUCAAGAAUGAAUUUACCACGUAUAUUGAUAAUCAGCACGUCGAGUGUCGAUCAUGCGGAAAACAUUGCGACAGAGUUGGGGUCGGAACGAAUCGCGGACAGUGAUAAUUUGCAUUAUUACUCAUGGACGAUCGAUAAUAAAUAUUAUUCGGUUAGAGUACUCCUCUUUGUCACGGAUGCUUUGACUUUGGAUACUUCUCUCGACGAUGUGGAAGCUAUAAUAAUCCAUCACGACUCAAAGGCUGAAAACCCAACAAGGACUUUGGAUGAUUAUCUUCCACUGGUUAAUUCUCUCUCCAAUGCUGACAUCUUUUUACUUGCUUGUCAGUCCUUCGACAACUCAGAAACCAAGGAUAAGGUGAGCGAAUGGUCUAGAACGCACAAUUUUGAAAUGGUAGAGUUGGAACGUGCCAAUACAUUUGAUAUAACGGAUGAAGAAAUAGAGAAUAAUGUAUGCGGGAUGGAUAGAAUCAUCGAAGCCUUGCACACCCAUUUAUGGCCAAACAGAAUUCUCAAAGGCAACUUGACAAACUCAAGCAUUGAAUCGUCACCUGACAUUAAUAACGUGGAGGAUCAAUUGGGAAGCAUGCGAUUGAAUUCCGGAGCGCAAAGAAAUUCGGAGCAAUCGUUGAUGGAAAGCAUGCUUGAUGGUAUGAUGGGAGAAGAAAAUGCCGAUUUUGGCGAACUAUUUGGUCGUCUUAUGGAUAUGAAGGAGCACGCUGCAUCAUUAUCGACGAAUAAUCGACGAGCUGCGGCGGAGCAAUUGGUAACGGUAUUUUGGAAAGCGAUGGGCGGCGAUCCUUCGGAAGUUGAAAAUCUGGAUGAUUAAUGAACGCAUCACGAUU
Molecule: messenger RNA, 1752 nt
Organism: Venturia canescens
Lineage: Eukaryota; Metazoa; Arthropoda; Insecta; Hymenoptera; Ichneumonidae
Product: alpha- and gamma-adaptin-binding protein p34-like
Exons: 6
Coding region: 915-1736 (273 amino acids)
Source: RefSeq, a predicted model, not a curated record